Molecule: messenger RNA, 834 nt
Organism: Mandrillus leucophaeus (drill)
Lineage: Eukaryota; Metazoa; Chordata; Mammalia; Primates; Cercopithecidae
Product: olfactory receptor 51A4-like
Biological process (GO): G protein-coupled receptor signaling pathway
Cellular component (GO): membrane
Molecular function (GO): olfactory receptor activity; G protein-coupled receptor activity
Source: RefSeq, a predicted model, not a curated record
AUGUACCUUCUUUCUUUGAUGGGUAAUUUUACCAUCCUCUUUUUUAUCAAGACAGAGCAAAGCCUCCAUGAACCUACAUACUAUUUGCUUUCUAUGCUCUCCAUCUCUGACCUAGGGCUGUCUCUCUCUUCCUUACCCACCACUUUGGGACUAUUCCUAUUUGAUAUCCGUGAAAUUCAUGCAGCUUCAUGCUUUGCCCAGGAAUUUUUUAUCCAUCUGUCUAUAGUCAGUGAAGCCUCUGUACUGUCUGUAAUGGCAUUUGACCGGUAUGUGGCAAUCCACAAUCCUUUGAGAUACAGCACUAUCUUAACUAGUCCCAGAGUCAAAAACGGUUUUUUUCUGACCUCUAAGAAUGUUCUUUUGAUCCUUCCACUGCCCUUUCUCUUGCAAAGGCUGGGAUACUGUCAUCGAAACCUGCUCUCCCACUCUUAUUGUCUCCACCAGGAUGUCGUGAAGCUGGCGUGUUCUGACAACAGAGUCAAUGUUGUCUGUGGACUCUGUGCAGCACUUUCUACUAUGCUGGACUUGGUGUUUACUAUCUUCUCCUACAUUAUGAUUUUAAGGGCUGUACUGGGAAUUGCUACCCCCGGACAGCAGUUCAAGGCCCUCAACAUGUGCAUCUCUCACAUCUGUGCUGUGCUUAUCUUCUAUGUGCCCAUGCUGAGUACUGCCAUGCUCCACUGGUGUGCCAGGGAUGUGUCUCCUAUGAUCCAUGUCCUCAUGGCUGAUAUUUUUCUGCUGGUUCCACCCCUGUUGAAUCCCAUUGUGUACUGUGUGAAGACCCAUCAAAUCCGAGAAAAGGUUGUGGGGAAACUUUGUCCAAAAAGAAGUUGA